CUGGCGCCCUGUGUUUCACACGGACUUGUUUUGAAAACGCACCCGAAAGCCCGGGUUAGAGAAGCAUGGAGGAGAAUGAGGCUGAUUCAAGAUCCUAACCAGAUAACUCAUGUGGAGGAGUUUGCUGCUGAAGGGCCCCGCCUGCCUCCUGCAGGUGCCAGCCCCGAGGAUCCUCCACCAGAGACACUUUUCAUCCCUCUGUGUGAGACAUUUCACUCAGAGGCUCCUUCACAGGCCCCCCGAGGCUCCAUGUGCUUCACAGCUUCUGGGGAGAGGCUACUUCCUGGCACACAGUGGGACCAGGGCUUAUAAAAAGGAUGCCAAGUCCCUUGUAGAGUUCCCUGUGAGCCCUGUCACAGUCACAAAUAUCAAACAGUAUCUGCGCUCCAAAGACAUUCCCUUCCACGAUGGCUACAGCUGCCUCCACAUCCCGAGCAUCUUUGUCCAUUCGUCUGCCGGGAAGGACAGCUUCAUGUUGUUCGUGGACAAAACUACUGGACAGUUUCUGUGCAAAGAGACCCUGGUGGAAGGGAGCUGGGAGGAUCUCCAGGACUGCCUUGAGGUGAUGCAGAAGGAGGAGCAGGACUUCCUCAGCCCUCAUGUGCUGCUGGGAUAUCCAGAGAGUGUGGAGGAGCAGGAGGAGAGGGAGAGAGAGCUGAGGGAGGUGCAGAUGAUCUGGUCCAGCUCUGUGCUCUUCACUGACCUCCCUGAGGACGAGGCUCAGAUUAUCAAAACCAUGUUUCAGAUCACAAAGAUCUCCGAUGCAACCCUGAAGAAGUUUGGCGUGAGGGUCUUCAAGCCUACCAAGAGUCUGGUUUUCCCCUGGUUUGGUGGACCCAACUCCACUCUGAAGGGGGUGAAGAUUCUUUCCGCCCAAAGCACAGACACAGAAAAAGUUACUUAUAAUGAAGCUACACUGCCGAAGUGUAACUCUUACUACAACCUCUUUGGCCUCCCCCUGGUGGGCAGUAUGGACUCUGAGGUGGUGCUGACGGGACAUGAGCUGGACACACUGGCUGUGAGUCAGGCCACGGGACUCCCCAGUGUUGCUCUUCCACGUGGGGUCAGCUGCCUUCCGCCGAUCCUGCUGCCUUACCUGGAACAGUUCAAGCGUGUGACUCUGUGGCUGGGAGGCGACAUUCGCUCAUGGGAGGCGUCAAAGAUCUUUUCACGCAAGCUCGGUCUGAGGCGCUGCUCGCUGGUGCGGCCCGGGGAGUCAAGGCCGUGUCCCGUGGAGGCUCUGGCCCAGGGGAAGAACUUUGUCCCUAUUAUCAAAUCCUCCAUCCCUGCAGCCCAUAAGUCUAUAGUCUCCUUCAAGCAGCUCAGGGAGGACGUGUACGGGGAGCUGGUGAACACGGACCAGGUGGCUGGAGUGAAGUGGAAAAGGUUUCAGGAGCUCAACAGGAUCCUCAAGGGACACCGCAAGGGGGAGCUGACUGUUUUCACAGGUCCUACGGGCAGUGGGAAGACCACCUUAAUCAGCGAGGUUGCCCUGGACCUUUGCAUGCAGGGCGUCAACACGUUAUGGGGCAGCUUUGAGAUCAACAACGUGCGUCUGGCGAAGAUAAUGCUGACACAGUUUGCCAUGCAGAGGCUGGAGGAGAACCUGGAGCAGUACGACUUCUGGGCGGACAAGUUUGAAGAGCUGCCACUCUACUUUAUGACCUUCCACGGGCAGCAGAACCUCAAGGCAGUGCUGGACACUAUGCAACAUGCUGUCUACCUGUAUGAUAUCAACCAUGUCAUCAUAGACAACCUGCAGUUCAUGAUGGGGCAGGAACACCUCACAGUAGACAAGUUUGCAGUCCAGGACCACAUUAUCGGAGCAUUCAGGAAGUUUGCCACCAACAGCAGCUGCCACGUCACCCUGAUCAUUCACCCGAGGAAAGAGGAGGAUGACCGGGAACUACAAACAGCAUCCAUCUUUGGCUCGGCAAAGGCCAGCCAAGAAGCCGACAACGUCCUCAUUCUGCAGGAGAAGAAGCUGGUGACGUGUCCCGGCCGCAGGUCCCUGCAGGUUACCAAGAACCGCUUCGAUGGAGACGUGGGUAUCUUCCCUCUGGAUUUCAUCAAGUCUUCGCUCACGUUCUCAUCCCCCGUCAAGGGAAAGGUCAGGUUGAGAAAGGUCGUCGGCAAGCCAGAAAAUGAAGAGGAAGAGGAGGUCAAGGUGGUCAAGGAGGCAGUGAAGAAGGAACUGGUUAAAAAAGAAAAAGUGGCCAAAACAACAAAGACUCGACAAACUAGUAAAGAUCCUCGUACUGGAAAUGACAGUAUGCAGAAGUAAUAUAGUUCGUAAGCAGUUUCAGUCUGUUUUACCACUUCCACACUUAUAGUUGAAGGUUAAAAAGAUAAUUAAAGUGUUAGACAGUUUUAUGUCUUAACUAAGCUGAAAAUUAAGUAUGUUGCAACAAUGCAUAAUAAUACAUAUAUAUUCUAGAAUAUAUGAAAUAAAAGCUCUGAUUGUGAUUCACAAUGAAACAGUUAUAGUUAUCAAGGAUAAUUUGAAGUCACUUAAGAUUAAUUUCAUUAUGGAAAUAUGGAUGCUUCAACCAGAAUGUGAAAUGAUGAUGGUAAAGUACACAUUAAGCUCCUAUACAGCUUGUAAAGAUUUUCUAUGCAGGUACUACUGUGUAUUAAAACUGAAUUCCUUGUUAAAAGUGUUCUACAAUUUCAAAAUAUACUGUGACACCAAGAGUUACUGUUCAUGGUAAACAUUAUCACACUGUCUGCUUGCCAGGAUGACACAAGUGCUCUCUCUACUGACUUUUUAUACAACAAUGCAUUAAUGAAUGCUUCUUUUUUUAAAUAAAAUGCUUGU
Molecule: messenger RNA, 2818 nt
Organism: Morone saxatilis (striped sea-bass)
Lineage: Eukaryota; Metazoa; Chordata; Actinopteri; Moronidae
Gene: twnk
Product: twinkle mtDNA helicase
Exons: 7
Coding region: 110-2284 (724 amino acids)
Biological process (GO): mitochondrial DNA replication
Cellular component (GO): mitochondrion
Molecular function (GO): single-stranded DNA binding; ATP binding; 5'-3' DNA helicase activity
Source: RefSeq, a predicted model, not a curated record